UUGUGCAAACAACGGCUUCCUCUUUAACUUCUGAAAUAUUGGCUACAAGUGAUCCAAAUUCUCUCUCUACAAUUUCUUCUAAACGAAUGCCUGAAAAUCAACACAAUCGACCAAGAGAAGCUUCUACAUCUAGCGGUUGUGUAACACCAGAUUUAUUAAGCGGAUGUCAAUCGCCGGGACAGCAGUUGUUAAGUGGGUUUGAGGAAAGAAAAUAUAGAUGUGCAUUUGACGGAUGUUCAAAAACUUACAAAAAUCAGCAAGGACUAAGACAACAUAUGCGGACUUCUCACAGUUCAUCACUUGAACAUUCUUUACAAAUGUCUUCUAAAUUGAGUGCGUCAGAAGAGGGAAUUCUUAGCAGACAAUUUCCUGGACGUCAAUCACCAUUUCUAUCAUCCUCAAUGGUUUUUAAUUCACCUGUUUCUGUUUCGACUACUGACUCGUCAUCUUCUCAAAAAAUUACAGUGAUACAAGAAGCACCUUUUUUGGUUACAACAGUUUCAUCAGUUUCUUUACCUGUUAAUGUUCCUUCUGUUGGGAAUACUUUAUUGAAAGAUUGUAAAUACCAAUGUCAACAAUGUGCUUCUACAGGAAAUGAAUUCAAAGUGUUUAAAACAUUGACGUCACUUAACAAGCAUUUACGUGAGACUCAUGGUGCGGUUACUCUUUCACCAUCACGAUAUCCGCCUGGUCAACAUCAAAAAUUGAUUCAAAUUUAUUCGCCACAACAAUCACCUCAAAGACCAUUGUCUGUUGGCAGUUCGCAACAGGUUUCGAUAAUUCAGCCUCAAAGUAGUGGUUCGUUCAUUACCCCAACACUAGCAAUUCCUCGCCAAAAUGCCUCACAACAACAAUCAUCUUCCGCUUCCUUACAAUCGCGUUUAUCACGUCCUUCAGCUCCAAUUCCUCCGUCUACUCCACCUUCGCCAUAUUCCACUGCUGUCACGUUAGUUUCUGCUUCCCCUACAUCUUACAGUUAUUCGCCGCAAAAAUAUCAAAACAUCCAACAACAACAUAGACGCCAAAAUCAGUUUACAGUAUCGGAUAAUAGUCAAGGGCAACAACAGCACGUGAUGGGGAGUGGUAUACACCAUUACUAUUCUACAUCAAAUGUCCAAACAGCUCCGAUUGAUCAGCAACCGCCAGUGUUACAACCCCAGCAACAAACUUCAGCUGGGUCUCAGCGCUUUUUGCGUUAUACUUAUCAGCAACCAGAUCAACAAAUUUAUUCUAGUGAAACAUCACCUGCAUAUCCCUAUUCUUCUAUUGGCGGAAUAGAGAGCAAUAAUACUGGUACAACUACUAUUUAUGUAACUCAUCAGCAACAACCACCACAACAUAUUGGACAACAACAGCCAAAUUAUCGAACAAAUCAGUGUCAAGUGGAAUAUGAACAGGACAAUUUUGGACGAACAUUCUACCGCCAACAACCAGAAAUUCAACACUACCUGGUUGAACCAAACGGUCAACAGCAAAGUUCUGGCACAUAUUCUCAGCCAAACAUUCAAGUUCAACAGCCGAACGGUACACGUUUGACCCCAACUUCAUCUGUGACAACUCUUCGGGCAGUCCCUAUUGGAGGGAAUAUCUCUAGUCAACAAGUCGGAACGCUACAGCAGUUCCAUCAACCAGUUUACGAACAACCCCGAGGAAAUGUUUAUGGAGAGGUAAAAUUAUAUACAUAA
This is a messenger RNA of Meloidogyne enterolobii, 1685 nucleotides long. Lineage: Eukaryota; Metazoa; Nematoda; Chromadorea; Rhabditida; Meloidogynidae. The record is from the annotation of a GenBank genome assembly.